CCAUCCCCUCGCUGAAGUGUCCCGGAUACCAUACGUAUAUAUAGAGCCAGGCCUGAUCCUGCGCGCUCUGAGUUUCCUCCAACAAACCCUCGCUUCUCCCACUCGCAUACCGAAAUCCAUCUUCGGAAGAUCUUCCCUUCGGCUACUUCCAGUAUUUACGUCCGAAAGCUUCAUUCUCCGCCCAGCGUUCCUCCUUCGUAUCCUUCGAAUCUGCUUGCGCUGCGUUCCUACUCGUUCGUCGCCCAUCCUGCAUCGCACAUUCAGUAGCUCCUCUUGUAUCCUUCGUCGUCGCCCAUACCUGCAACCGGCGGACCUCAGCAAUCGACACACAUCCUUCACAAUAACACAACCCAUCGCACGUCUUCAACCAUAUCGUCAUAUUCGCUCAUGCAAGCCGCUCAAGAUUCCAUGGAUCCCAUGACCCCCGCCUACGAAAACGGCCCAUACCCAAUGGAAACCGAGUCCCCAUCAGUCGCUCCAGUAGACUCCUCCAGGACCUACGACGGCCCCGAUCUCGCGAACGCCCCCCGCAAAGAUUCCACAACCUCCUCCAACGGCUCGGCAACCGAGUCCGAUUCCUUGUUCCAAGACCAAAAGUUCGUUACAUCCUCGUCUCCGCAGCAAUCAUCAUCAUCGGUCCUCAAGGCGAUACCAACUUACUUGCAAAAGAAGCCCAUUCCGAUGCGGAGCGACUCUGACGCACUUCUCGAAAAGUCGUUGGGGCCUCCGCUGUUCUUCUUUGCCGAGAUGGACGCGUCGGUGUAUAACAGUUUUUGCGAACUGCUUGAUCAGACGGAGCCGACGAUCGGUCAGCUGCACAUGAACCCGGAGGUUACGGAGGGUGCUAAGUACCUGUGCAUGGUUACGGAUAUGGUGUGGGCCGGGUUCCUGUACAAGUUCGUACUUGACUACAACUUGACGUUUGGGGAGGGCGAGCAAGUUGUUAAGUGGCAUGGACGUAGCCCACCUGUAAGUCUCCCAUUGCCUCAUGCUCUCAACUUUCCGAAUAAGAAUCUUCGUCUCAUGUCGUUUUCUUCUCCUCUAGAUCAUGGUGCCUCCUCAAAAUUUGCCCGAUGCCCAGAAGCUCUACGCAUCCUCAAACUUCCGGUUAACAACCAUCCCCCAAGUCUCCCGCGCCGUGUCGUAAACCGUCGCAUGAUAUCCCGCUCCGGUCGAUCAACCCGAGCACAAGCAUACCUUCAUCUGAGUCGAUACGAAUCUGCUCAUCGCGACCAAGAACAACACCUCCCAUGUCGCCGGAUACUCGUGUCCUUGCGCCGCAAGUUCCUCAACAGCGACAAAUCUGUGUAUAAGGCGGAGAACGGGGGCGCACAACGUUGCGAUGUGAGCUAGUCCUCCCAACUACACUUUCCCCAUCGCAACCCACCUCCGAUAUUGGAAA
Messenger RNA from Fimicolochytrium jonesii, 1402 nucleotides. RefSeq lists its product as uncharacterized. The coding region runs from base 388 to 1353 and encodes 321 amino acids. The record is from RefSeq and is a predicted model, not a curated record. Lineage: Eukaryota; Fungi; Chytridiomycota; Chytridiomycetes; Spizellomycetales; Powellomycetaceae. The transcript has a single exon.